Physeter macrocephalus (sperm whale) is the source of this 4209-nucleotide messenger RNA. RefSeq names its product receptor interacting serine/threonine kinase 2 (gene RIPK2). Lineage: Eukaryota; Metazoa; Chordata; Mammalia; Artiodactyla; Physeteridae. The record is from RefSeq and is a predicted model, not a curated record. The transcript has 11 exons. Gene Ontology annotation, biological process: innate immune response; positive regulation of canonical NF-kappaB signal transduction; signal transduction. Bases 752 to 2362 code for a protein of 536 amino acids. Gene Ontology annotation, molecular function: JUN kinase kinase kinase activity; ATP binding. Gene Ontology annotation, cellular component: cytoplasm.
GGAGCCCUAGUAAGUCACCACCGCACUCCCUCAAAGGGCUUUCUGCGCAGGCGCGGAGUCAGGAAACCGCAGCUGCCACAGCCAUCGCUACCUCUGGUGUUUGACGACUCCCGGAAGACGAGCCGAUAGGACCAGAGAUUAUUCCUGGGUGGGAGGGUCCGCUGACUGGGUGUGAGGCUGCGGAGAGGAAAUUUCCCCCAAAGAAAACCUUUCCAACCUAGUGGGUUGGAGGGAGAGAAGACAAAUUGAGCGCCCCUGGCUCACUUCCCCACUCCCAAGCCCCGCCCGAGCCCCGCGGGUGUGGCACACGUGGUCUGGGCGCCACAAGGCGGAGAUCUCGGGCCUCAGGCCGAGGCCGGAGCCUUGCUGGGAGGAUCGCGGGCCAUGGGCACUCAUCCCCGCCUCGGCAUCCGCCGCUGACGUCUUCUGAGAAGUCUGGGGAGGGAGGAGCUCCGACAGGCGGGCUCGGGUGGCUGGCAGCGCCUGGGAGGGCCAGGUCGGAGAGAGGAAGCUCCUCCCUUGUGCGCCCCGCCGCCGCGGAGUUGACCCGUCUCUAGAAGAGAAGAGUCUGCUCCGGCUCCGGAUAAGCAGCGGCUUGGCGUGGGCUGCGUGGAGAAUGGACGGCCCCGUGACCUAGUGUCCAGCAGCCUGUAGGGCCUGCCGACCCUGCUCACGCAGGGGGUGGAGCCGCGGGAGCGACGGGCACUUCCGGAAUCGACCGGCUGCCUGAGUGCCCGCGCCACCCGCUACCAUGAACGAGGAGGCCAUCUGCAGCGCCCUGCCCACCAUCCCGUACCACAAGCUCGCCGACUUGCGCUACCUGAGCCGCGGCGCGUCCGGCACCGUGUCUUCUGCCCGCCACGCAGACUGGCGCGUUCAGGUGGCCGUGAAACACCUCCACAUUCACACCCCGCUGCUCGACAGUGAAAGAAAUGAUGUCUUAAGAGAAGCUGAAAUUUUACACAAAGCUAGAUUUAGUUACAUUCUUCCAAUUUUGGGAAUUUGCAAUGAGCCUGAAUUUUUGGGAAUAGUUACUGAAUACAUGCCAAAUGGGUCAUUAAAUGAACUCCUACAUAGGAAAAAUGAAUAUCCUGAUGUUCCUUGGCCAUUAAGAUUUCGUAUUCUGCAUGAAAUUGCACUAGGUGUAAAUUACCUGCACAAUAUGAAUCCUCCUCUACUUCAUCAUGACCUGAAGACUCAGAAUAUCUUAUUGGAUAAUGAAUUUCAUGUUAAGAUUGCAGAUUUUGGUUUAUCAAAAUGGCGCAUGAUGUCCCUCUCACAAUCACGAAGUAGUAAAUCUGCACCAGAAGGAGGGACAAUUAUCUAUAUGCCACCUGAAAACUAUGAACCUGGACAAAAAUCAAGGGCUACUAUCAAGCAUGAUAUAUAUAGCUAUGCAGUUAUCACAUGGGAAGUCUUAUCUAGAAAACAGCCUUUUGAAGAAGUCACCAAUCCUUUGCAGAUUAUGUAUAGUGUGUCACAAGGACAUCGACCUGACACUAAUGAAGAAAGUUUGCCAUUUGAUAUACCUCAUCGAGCACUUAUGAUCUCUCUAAUAGAAAGUGGAUGGGCGCAAAAUCCAGAUGAAAGACCGUCUUUCUUAAAAUGUUUAAUAGAACUUGAACCAGUUUUGCGAACAUUUGAAGAGAUAACUUUUCUUGAAGCUGUUAUUCAACUAAAGAAAACAAAGAGUGCUUCAAGUACCGUUCACUUAUGUGACAAGAAGAAAAUGGAGUUAUCUCCGAACAUACCUGUAAAUUAUGGUCCACAGGAGGAAUCCUGUGGCUCCUCUCAGCUCCAUAAAACUAGUGUUUCUCCUGGAACCUCAAGGUCCCUGUCAGCUCCUCAAGACAAUGAUUUUCUAUCUAGAAAAACUCAAGACUUUUCUGUGAUGCGUCAAUGUCCAGUAAAUCACAGUUGUGACAGUAACAUUUCUGUGGCUCAAAGAGCAACAUUCUGUGAUCACAGGGCUGCUCCAUGCUCUUUAGCAAUAAUAAAUCCACUCUCAGCAGAGGGAAAUUCAGAGCGAUUUCAGCCUGGUAUAACCCAACAGUGGAUCCAGAGUAAAAGGGAAGAUAUUGUGAACCAAAUGACUGAAGCCUGCCUUAACCAAUCUCUAGAUGCCCUCCUGUCCAGGGAUUUGAUCAUGAAGGAGGACUAUGAACUCAUUAGUACCAAACCUACGAGGACCUCAAAAGUCAGACAAUUAUUGGAUACUAGUGACAUCCAAGGAGAAGAAUUUGCCAAAGUUAUAGUACAAAAAUUGAAAGAUAACAAGCAGAUGGGUCUUCAACCUUACCCAGAAAUACUUGUGGUUUCUCAAUCUCCAUCUUUAAAUUUAUUUCACAGUAGAAACCUAUAAGUAACUCUUUUUCAAGAAUAAAAGUCAGUGUAUAAAAGGGUAUUUUAUAUUUCUGUUGCCUUGAUAAUGUUUUUAUGAGAUUCAUAUGAAUAUUAGAAACGUUAAUGAAGUUUCUUCUUCAGAUAAAUAUUAGUCUCCUUCCAUUAUAUUAUAGUAUUUUUUAAAUUAAUACAGUAGAAAGUGUGAUUUUUGCUGCAUAGUUCAAUUCUUUUUGUCUCUUUGGUUAAUUGAAACUAUUUUUUCAAUGUAAUAAUUAUAUUUUUAUUGUACAAAACAGUGUCUUCAGGUUUCAUGUGUUUCUCAUGGAAACCAUUUUCACAUAUACUUUCUUUGUGGAUUAUUUAUUACUUGUUUAAGAUGCUUGACUUUCUGAAGACUUAAAUCAAAGAAACUUUUAAAUGUUAGUUAUUCAGUUCUUUAGAAAAUUGUUUCAAAGAUAAGCAAUACAAAGUGUAUAAAGAAAAAGUUAAUCCUUCAACAUGUGUUUCUACUUCUAUUUCUAGCCUCAAGUAACAACCAAGGUAACAACCAAAGUUAACAGCAUGAUGUGUAUCGUUCUAUCCCUUUCUUCCUGCUCAUAUUUAAAGUAUAUGCCCGGGGGGACCUUCAAGAUGGCAGAGGAGUAAGACGUGGAGAUCACCUUCCUCCCCACAAAUACAUCAGAAAUACAUCUACAUGUGGAAAAACUCCUGCAGAACACCUACUGGACACUGGCGGAAGACCUCAGACUUCCCAAAAGGCAAGAAACUCCCCAUGUACCUAGGUAGGGAAAAAGGAAAAACAGAGACAAAAGAAUAGGGACAGGACCUACACCUCUGGGAGGGAGCUGUGAAGGAGGAAAAGUUUCCACACACUAGGAAGCCCCUUCACUGGCAGAGAUGGGGGGUGGGCAGUGGGGAAGCUUCAGGGCCAUGGAAGAGAGCACAGCAGCAAGAGUGUAGAGGGCAAAGUGGAGAUAUUCCCACACAGAGGAUCGGUGCCUACCAGCAUUCACGAGCCAGAGAGGCUUGUCUACUCACCCUCCAGGGUGGGUGGGGGCUGGGAGCUGAGGCUCAGGCUACGGAGGUCAGAUCCCAGAGAGAGGACUAGGGUUGCUUGUGUGAACACAGCCUGAAGGAGGCUAGUGAUCCACAACUAUCUGGGGGGGAGUCCGGGGAAAAGUCUGGACCUGCCUAAGAGGCAAGAGACCAUUGUUUCAGGGUGUGCAAGGAGAGGGGAUUCAGAGCACCGUCUAAACGAGCUCCAGAGACAAGCGCGAGCCACAGCUACCAGUACGGACACCAAAGGCGGGCAUGAGACGCUAAGGUUGCUGCUGCAGCCACCAAGAAGCCUGUGUGCAAGCACAGAUCACUAUCCACACCUCCCCUCCGGGAGCCUGUGCAGCCCACCACUGACAGGGUCCCGUGAUCCAGGGACAACUUCCCUGGGAGAACACACGGCGUGCCUCAGGCUUUUGAAACGUCACACCAGCCUCUGCCAGUCAGGCUCGCCCCGCAUUCUGUACGCAUCCCUCCCACCCGGCCUGAGUGAACCAGAGCCCCCUAAUCAGCUGCUCCUUUAACCCCUCCCUAUCUGGGCGGGGAACAGAUGCCCUCAGGUGACCUACACACAGAGGCAGGGCCAAAUCCAAAGCUGAACCUCAGGAGCUGUGCAGACAAAGAAGAGAAAGGGAAAUCUGUCCCAGCAGCCUCAGGAGCAGUGGAUUUAAUCUCCACAAUCAACUUGAUGUACCCUGCAUCUGUGGAAUACCUCAACAAAUCAUCCCAAAAUUGAGGCGGUGGACUUUGGGAGCAACUGUAGACGUGCUGUUUGCUUUCUGCAUCUAAUUUGUUUCUGGUUUUAUGUUU